Entrophospora candida is the source of this 185-nucleotide messenger RNA. Lineage: Eukaryota; Fungi; Glomeromycota; Glomeromycetes; Entrophosporales; Entrophosporaceae. The record is from the annotation of a GenBank genome assembly.
GACCUCUUGAAGAAUUAGAUGAUAAUGACAUUGUAAGAGAUGAUAUAAUCAAAAUUUUUCUCCAAUUGAAAAAUAAAAAAAUAAUUGACAGGAAAUUGAACAAACUUAAAAUUUAUGAGGAAAAUUUUAAUAGCAAUAUAACAAUUAGAAAUUCAAAACAAGAAUUUAACUUACUUGAUGAUUAG